Messenger RNA from Protopterus annectens (West African lungfish), 1919 nucleotides. It is a transcript of the gene GPATCH3, whose product is annotated as G-patch domain containing 3. The coding region runs from base 1 to 1575 and encodes 524 amino acids. Gene Ontology annotation, biological process: negative regulation of type I interferon production; positive regulation of DNA-templated transcription; negative regulation of RIG-I signaling pathway. The record is from RefSeq and is a predicted model, not a curated record. The transcript has 7 exons. Lineage: Eukaryota; Metazoa; Chordata; Ceratodontiformes; Protopteridae. Gene Ontology annotation, molecular function: nucleic acid binding.
AUGGCAGCGCCCACAAUUACUGGAGAGGUUUAUUGUGUAGUUAGUAAUAUCCCUUCGUGUUUUCAUUCUGCCGAUCUCCGUAAUUAUUUUAGUCAAUUUACUGAGAACGGUGGUUUUGUAUGUUUUCAUUACCGACAUCGGCCAGAAGUUCUGCGUCCUGUUGGGGCAGACAAGCCUGAAUGCAAGCAGGUUACAAAUCAGCAGGGAACUACUCAAGGGAGGAAACCUGAGGAGGGUAAUCACACGUUUGGCAAGCAUACUUGCUGUUGUGUGGUGGCUGUUAGGUCAGAAAAGGUAGAUCAGCUGAUGAAAAUAUAUCAUGGAAGUCGGUGGGUGGACCCUGAUGGUGUUUGGCUCCCUACACGCUGUGUCAUCCGUAAGAUUAAAGUGUCUUCUCAAAAAGAUUCAGAUGUCUUCCCCUACAAAACAAAAAAGGAACUUCGAAGUAGGAAGACACAAGAUGACAUUUUCACUCAGGUUGAUCUAAAGAGGCUACCAGAAUUGAACCCUCCAUUGCUAAUGCCUAAUGGGAAUGUUGGAACUCCUUCAAAUGUAUUUCUUGAGCUAAUUCAGUCCUGUAGGUUGCCUCCUAGGUUUAUCAAAAAACUGGGUCUCAAGUUCCCAAAGACAGGCUCAAGUCGGAGAUAUGGCAAUGUGCCUUUCAAAUAUCCAAAUGCAGAAACUGUGGAACAAGAGGAGAGUGUUUUUACUGCAACAGGGGAGGAAAUUUCAGGAAGGGAAAGACUGAAACUACAAGAGGUGAAAGAAGCUUGCAAGUCAAAUGAUGAAGAGUACUUGGAUGAAGCAGCAGAGGAGGAGGAGGAGGAUUUGAGCCACUCUGAUGAAGAUAAUGACACCUGUGAGGAAUGGGAAAGGCAUGAGGCUUUGCACGAUGAUGUGACAAAUCAGGAAAGGACAGAAGAGCGCCUUUAUGAAGAGGAGAUAGAGCUGAAAUGGGAGAAGGGUGGACCUGGCCUGGUGUUCUACACUGAUGCUCAGUACUGGAAGGAAGAAGGAGGAGAUUUUGAUGAGCAGACAGCUGAUGACUGGGAUGUGGACAUGAGUGUCUACUAUGAUGAAGUAGAUGGUGGUGAUAAAGAUGCAAGAGACUAUGUUCAGAUGAGACUGGAGCAGAGGCGUCGUGAGGGGCUAGAUGAUGGAUCAAUGUGUUGCCAGCAGAUAGGAAAAUUUGAACGGCACACAAAGGGCAUAGGGAGGAAAGUGAUGGAACAACAAGGGUGGAAAGAAGGCCUUGGCCUGGGGAGUAGUAGUUCUGGAAUGGCUGAUGCACUUGAUGUGGAUGGGCAAAAUCCCAGGUGUAAAAGAGGAUUGGGGUACCAUGGAGAGAAGCUUCAGACAUUUGUAACAGCAAAGAAACCUCGCAGAGACAUUGUAAUAUCAACAAUUUAUGAUCAGCCAGAAGAAAUUGACAAAGAGGACCAGUUGCUUAGACGACAGCCACCCACCAGCAUGAAAUACAGAAAGGAAGUAGCAUUUGUCCAUGCGCCAAAAAACAAGGCAUUAAAACAGUCCACAGAGGCACAGCAGAGUGCAGAACACACACAUCUUCUGUAGUGUAUUGGCAUGCCACUGGUUUUAAAAACUACUUGAGACUUUUGCAGAGCAUUUCAUUUCAUAUUAAUUUUGAGGCAAUUAUUUGUGGUUCACAAAUAAAAUGAGGGUAUUUAACUGUAAAAAUGCAGGUUAAAACCUCAGAGUACUCUUGACCAAACAUAACUUCAGCUGUUUCAAAAAGCAUAAAUUUAUGUAAGGUUAGUGUGGUAUUAACACAUGUAAAAGGGGAAAUGGUAAUGUGCAGUGACGUUUGUUUCAUUUUAAGUGUAAUGCUUCUAGAAUCAGAUAUCACUGCAGUACUUUAUUAUAGCAAUAACCCACACCUGGGUGUGGGUAAUGCUGGA